CAGAGUUUUAGGUACUACUAUUCGUAGUACUGCUGAUAAAUUUGGAAUUCAGCUGAAACAAAUAAGAGAAUGGCAUAGUAAAAAGCAAGAGCUCAUGCUUGCACAACCUCAUAUUAAGUGUUUAAAUAGUGGUCCACGGUCUGCUUAUCCUGAACUUGAAUUAGAACUUGCAACAUGGGUCAAAAAUUUAUGCAAUAAUUUAAAGCCUGUUAGUCAUUCUAUAAUACAAACAAAAGCAGCUAGUUUAGCUAGUUUACCACAAUAUACAAAUCAGUUUCCUCAUAUUAGUUCAUUUAGGUGGAGUAAUAAAUGGUUAGAUGGUUUUAUGCAUUGUUAUAAAUUUAGUAAUCGUCACAAAACUAUAGUUGCACAACACUUACCUACAGAUUUAGAGGCUAAGCAACAAGAAUUUUUAAGUCUUAUUCAAUAUUGUUGUAUUCAACAUGACUAUCCAUUAUUAUUAAUUGGAAAUAUGGAUGAAACACCACUUACUUUUGAUAUGCCAAAUAAUGUUACAGUUGAUACUAUAGGAAAUAAGACAGUUGGUAUUAGAACCUGUAGGCAUGAAAAAUCUAAUUUUACUAUAGUUCUUGGUUGUAUGGUGGAUGGAGCUAAAUUACCACUAAUAGUUAUUUUCAAAUUGAAAAAUAUUCCACGGCAUAAAUUUCUACUAGGCAUAAUUAUUCGUGCUAAUGAAAAAGAGUAG
Messenger RNA from Scutellospora calospora, 706 nucleotides. The record is from the annotation of a GenBank genome assembly. NCBI's taxonomy places the organism in Eukaryota, Fungi, Glomeromycota, Glomeromycetes, Diversisporales, Gigasporaceae.